AUGAAAUCAUCAAGCAUCGCCAUAUUCUCCUCCCACCCUACUCUCCAGCUACUGGAAAGAUGCAAGACCUUCGGAAAUCUCAGGCAAGUCCAUGCUCAAUUGCUCGUCACCGGCCUCGCUCUUUACACUUACCCUCUCAGCCGCCUUCUGUUCGUUUCAUCGUCAUCCUCUCCGCCGGCUCACACUCUCUGCAUCUUUAAUCAGAUACCCAACCCCACAAUUUUCCUCUUCAAUACCGUCAUUUCCUGCUUCGCCAAUCACACAAACCGGACCCAUCUCGCUUUCUCCCUCUACGAUCGUGCUCUGCAUCACCCGACCGUCGCGCCCAAUAGCUUCACUUUCCCAUCUCUGUUCAAAUCCUGUGGGUUUCGCCCGUGGGUUCGACAUGGCCUGGCUCUUCAUACCCAUGUGUUCAAAUUUCUUGAACCUCCCUAUGAUCAAUUUGUUCAGGCCUCGUUGCUGAAUUACUAUGCCAAUUGUGGGAAGCUGGAUCCCGCGAGACGACUGUUUGAUCGAAUCAGCCGGCCUGAUUUGGCGUCAUGGAACUCUAUUCUAGCUGCUUAUGCGCGGAGAGCUGCGGAGAACAGUGACGAAACUGAUGUCUCCAUUGAGACCUUACAUCUAUUCCAUGAGAUGCAGAGGAAUGCUAAUGUUAGGCCCAAUGAAGUCACCCUAGUGGCUGUUAUUGGCGCCUGUUCUAAUUUGGGCGCUCUCGGCCAAGGUGCGUGGGCGCAUCGACUAGUGCUGAAGAGCGGGCUGAAUUUGAAUCGCUAUGUGGGUACUGCUCUAAUCGAGAUGUAUUCCAAGAGUGGGCGGGUGGAUUUUGCACGGCAGGUGUUCGACCAAUUGCCUCACAGAGAUACCCUGUGCUACAACGCGAUGAUUGGAGGCUUUGCCAUGCAUGGAAAUGGGUUGCAGGCUCUUGAGCUUUGCGAAAAGAUGGAACUUGAGGGCCUAGCUCCUGACAAUGUAACAUUCGUCUUCGCGAUGUCUGCUUGUUCACAUAGCGGGUUGGUAGAGCAAGGCCAGAAGAUCUUUCAGUCCAUCAAACAAGUUUAUGGGAUUAAACCAACUGUUGAGCACUAUGGAUGUGUAGUUGAUCUUCUGAUUCGCAAUGGCCGACUCAAUGAAGCUAAAGAAAGGGUCAAAGACAUGCCGGUGAAGCCAAAUGCAGUGAUAUGGAGGUCUCUCUUGGCAGGGGCUCGAAUCCACGGAGACUUGCAGUUGGGGGAAAUGGCACUCAAACAGCUGCUGCAGCUCGAGCCACAGAAGAGUGGGAAUUACGCGCUGUUAUCGAACAUGUACGCAUCAACCAACAAAUGGGAAGAGGUAAAGAAGGUCAGAGAGGCCAUGAAAGAGGCAGGGAUCAUCAAGUUCCCUGGCAGCUCACUGGUGGAGAUUGGUGGCACCAUGCACGAGUUCAUAACGGGAGACAGGACGCACCCAUGUUCGAGUGACGUGUUCGCCAUGGUGGAGGAGAUGAACAUGAGGUUGCAAGAACAUGGUCACAACCCGAACACGAGGGAAGUGUUGUUCGACAUAGAGGAAGAAGAGAAAGAAGAUGACCCGUCGUACUCAGCGAGAGGCUGGCGAUUGCAUUCUCUCUGUCGGUGGCCGAUGAAGGUCGUUCGGAUGCUCCUGCUGUGA
Messenger RNA from Linum tenue, 1647 nucleotides. The record is from the annotation of a GenBank genome assembly. Lineage: Eukaryota; Viridiplantae; Streptophyta; Magnoliopsida; Malpighiales; Linaceae.